CUCCUUCUCCCUGCAGCAGCGGCAAAAUGUCUGUGUUCUUCCAUUCCAGUGGGUCUGAUAUCAACAUCGAGGUUGGUGAGUAUCAGGAAUUCCCUAAACCUGAACCUAAGGAUGCUGCUGCUGCUGAGAGGACUCCAAACCCAAAAUUGAGACAUCUGAGUGCGGUUGUGCUGAGCUUCGGACUGCUGUGUGUUCUUCAAGGGAUUCUCAACAUCUCUCUGAGACUUGCUCUGAAUGAGCCCACUGAUGGAGGUGAGACAGAGGAAGAGAGCUGUCCACAGGGCUGGAUGAUGUUUGGCUCCAGCUGCUACUACAUUUCCUCACAGAGGAGAAGCUGGGACGACAGCCGGCAGGACUGUGUGCAGAGAGACGCUGACCUGGUCAUCAUCGACAGCAGAGAGGAACAGGCCUUCCUCACUGGAUUCACUAUGGCAACAUGGGUUGGCAUGACUGACAGGGAAGAGGAAGGAACUUGGGUGUGGGUGGAUGGAACACCAGUGAACAAAGACGGGUUGCAGUGGGCCCUUGGGCAGCCUGACAGUGCAUUUGGAGGAGAAGACUGUGGUGACCUUCGUACAAUGAUUGAUUUCAUUGGCUUGAAUGACUUCAACUGUAGUGCCAGAAACCAGUGGAUCUGCGAGAAAACCUUAUGGCCCUUGACUUCCUGGUGUUUCCCGCGUGUCUGAUUGUCUGCCCCGCCCUGAUUGUCUCCACCUGUUCCUUGUUAUCUCGUGUAUAUAAUGUCUGCGUCUCCCUUGUCUUGUGCCAACCCUGUGUUACACGUCAGUCCAGCGUUUGUCCUCAUGAAUCUCCAUUAUAGUAAAAGAGUCUUGUUUUUGGUUUUGUCUCCUGAGAAUAUCCUUAGCGCUUUUUGUUGUACUUUAGUAUUUCUUUUGUACUUUGCAUUUUUGACACCUUUUGUUCUAUUUAGUAUU
This is a messenger RNA of Chelmon rostratus (copperband butterflyfish), 935 nucleotides long. RefSeq names its product CD209 antigen-like protein E. Lineage: Eukaryota; Metazoa; Chordata; Actinopteri; Chaetodontiformes; Chaetodontidae. The transcript has 6 exons. The record is from RefSeq and is a predicted model, not a curated record. Bases 27 to 686 code for a protein of 219 amino acids.